Chara braunii is the source of this 1468-nucleotide messenger RNA. Lineage: Eukaryota; Viridiplantae; Streptophyta; Charophyceae; Charales; Characeae. The record is from the annotation of a GenBank genome assembly.
GUUCGCUUGCCGACAGAGGAGAGGUCUUCUGUUGGUACAGGUGCCCAGAGGAAGGAGGUGAUGGAGGAAGAGGGCCAGGAAAGAGGAGGGGGAGGGGGAGGAGGCGGAGGGGGAGGAGGAGGAGCUGGAGGAGUAGUAGUAGGAGGAGAAGCAGUGGGGCCGGGAGGAGGAGGUGGGGGGAUGGUGGCCAUUGUGCAGGCCGCAGCAGCCGGGGAGACACAGAUGUUGGGAAUGCAGGAGCGUUUAGAGGAGUUGGAGCCGAAGGUCCCCAGGAAGAGGGCAGAGACAUGGGGGCAAGACGAGAUCAUGUCCUUGAUCAAUUUGCGGCGGGAGAUGGACACACAAUUCAACUCAUCGAAAUCCAAUCGGCAUUUGUGGAAGAUUAUUUCAAGCAAGAUGAAGGAGAUGGGCUACGAUCGCAACCCGAUGAUGUGCACAGACAAGUGGCGGAAUCUGCUGAAGGAGUACAAGAAAGCAAAGCAACACGAUCGGCGUGUUGCAUGUUCGAAACUCGCUUGCUACGAGGAUCUAGACGCAUUACUCGGGGCGAGGGUGAAGGCCCCGUCGAGCUCGAGAUCGCCGGUCAAGACACCGAUGGGUCGAGUUAUCACCGUGAAGUAUCGAGACGUCGUCCGAAGGUUCGGAAUAGACGCACCGAGCGAGGCCAUCAAAGAGGCUCUACGAUCCGCAUUCGGUCUGAGAACCAGGAGAGCUUUCUGGUUGGAAGAUGAGGGAGGGAUCGUGAGGGCGAUCAGUCGAGACAUGCCCGCUGUGAAUUACAGUCUGUUGGUAGAUGAAGGCAUCACCAUCACGAUAUUUAGCAGUGCCAGCACCCACCCCUGCUGGCCGUCCAAUUCACAGGAUCAGCCGUCCGGCCAAAUGAGCAUCUCAUCUGUGGAAACCAGAGAGGAGAGGACACUUUACUCCAACGACGAUCUGCGCGAGCUCCUCAACCAGCGGGGCUGGCCCAGCCUGAGGCUUGCUGGGCCAGGGGUCCAAGGAAGCCUAACUAAGGACAUCGAUUAUGUUGACGACCUGAUUCCUGGUGCUACAUAUCAACGUGGUGGGUCUGCAACUGUGCCCAUGAACACGUAGCCUGGCGCGGUCAUGCCCUUGGCAGGCCGGUCCACUCCGACAACCUCGCGCUUGUUCAAAUCGCCAAACUUUGUGACUGAUUUUUGUCCUCCAUACUCCCUUUUGCUCAACAGUUCAAUCAACAGGAACCCGAGAGCUGGGUUCGACUCAACAAAUCACCCACCUUCUGUUCGCGCAAUCAGCAUUCGUUCAUUUCUGCAGACCUCAGACGUCGGGCGUUCCUACAUUACGUCACCCGUUGUCUGGAACUACCACCUCCGGAUGAUGGCCGUUGCAUCUCUCAGACUGUAGAUGUCAGACGUCAGACAUCAGAUGUUUCGACAGUACGGCCACACUGGAUGUUCUUUGUACCGGAUAAAUCCCACCGAGGUAG